Molecule: messenger RNA, 1289 nt
Organism: Pungitius pungitius (ninespine stickleback)
Lineage: Eukaryota; Metazoa; Chordata; Actinopteri; Perciformes; Gasterosteidae
Gene: ccl44
Product: chemokine (C-C motif) ligand 44
Exons: 5
Coding region: 55-435 (126 amino acids)
Biological process (GO): immune response
Cellular component (GO): extracellular region
Molecular function (GO): chemokine activity
Source: RefSeq, a predicted model, not a curated record
CUCCUCCUCUCCUCCUCUCCUCCUCUCCUCCUCUCCUCCUCUGCCAGCCUCAUCAUGUUCACGCUGCAGAUGUUGACUGUUAUCUCUCUGGCUGUUAUUCUCCUGGCAUCUGUGGAAGGUAAAGGAGUGCAGAUGCAACGGGACGUCCAGUGCUGCAUGUUGUACUCCCAGGGCAAGGUGCGAACCAAAGACGUGCUGCGGUUUGAGGUGCAGACGGAGGGGCCCGACUGCAGUAUACAAGCCAUCAUCCUUUACACAAAGAAGGCGGUGAAAUGUGCAGACCCAGCGGACCGGAAGGUGAAGAGGUUGCUGAGAAAGCUCCUGUUGAGACAGAGAACCAAGGACCACAGGACCAUGUGGCUCCUUCCUCGUGACAACCUGCCCGUCAUGUCAGAGGACAAGAAAGAUAACUGGGCAGUUCUCAAUGUGGAGUGAUGGAGCGCCAUCGGAGGACAGGGAGGAAAACUCGUAGUCAUAAGCCAAGAACGCUCUCAGCAGCUCGUCGCGGCUCGCUGAGCCUCCGGUCGUCUUGUGUGUCUUUCUCUAUCUACACUAUCCGUCUCCCCGGGAACAGACCUGGGCAGCAAUACUUAUUUAAAUGGCUUUAGAUAUUUAAACAUGAACUGUGCUUGAAAUAUUCUCAAACACGUUGGCUGGAACGGUCUCUAAAGGGGUGUAUUUACCUGUAAGAUAAGUUGAAUUGAUUUUUCUUUUUUAAAUGGCUCAUACUGUUAUUUGCCGGAGUCUGCCUGGAAGUGUCUCCCUCUACAACAUUACUUCUUGUGAGUGAUGUGGAAAAAAAGGUGUAAUUAAGCAAACAAUGAAGUUGCAGUGAUAUUUCUUUAUUUCAUAUAAGAUAACUCUACACGCUUAUUUGUGAAUUGUAUACCUUCAGUAAUGUAUUUAUAACACGGCACACGCUGUUAGAUAGGUGACAUCAGAGUGGGAUCAGAGAGAAGAUUUCUCCUGGAUACACAUUCCUGUGUCACACAAAGAACAAAUGUUGCUGAUUUAAAAACCCAUGAAAUCCCAGCCAAUCUUCUAAAAAAUUAGGCCCUCAGGCAUCUAUCAAAGAUUUAAAUGUCUCAGCAUUUGCAGUUUACAUUUGUCUUUUCCACUAAUAGUCCAUGACUAAACUAUGCCAAAGUAUUCAUGAUUCAAUCCACCAUAUGGCAAGGCUGUUAAAACCUAGAGGGCUCAAUUUGUGUGUGAAGCACACAAGUAUUGUAUCGUAGAAGAACGCACUGUAUUAUCUCAAGUGAACUAUUUUAUAAAUUAAUCUAAAACAA